Molecule: messenger RNA, 5067 nt
Organism: Bombina bombina (fire-bellied toad)
Lineage: Eukaryota; Metazoa; Chordata; Amphibia; Anura; Bombinatoridae
Gene: ISM2
Product: isthmin 2
Exons: 6
Coding region: 223-1539 (438 amino acids)
Source: RefSeq, a predicted model, not a curated record
AAAGAAUUGGGCAGCAGAGAGUAGCAGAAUGUUGAGGAUGUGAGAGUGCGGGGCGGACGGAGACUGCAGAGUGAGUUACAGUCAGACGGGGCUGUCCGUGCACGGGAGCAGUAACGUGAUACAAGUCCAGCAGCACCGGGGACCCUGCAGGUCAAGGCUGGCCAGGAUAUGGGGGCUGGAAGUCAGUUUUAUGGAUGCACAUGAGGUCAGGGUGGCCCAGCCAUGCCUAGAAUCCCAGCCCUGCUUCUACUACUCACCUGCUCCUUGGAGCCCCUGUGGGGAGCCCCAGCUGCGAUCCUCAGACACCUACAGAUGAAUAAGGCUCCUGAGCCAAUACCCACCCAGGCACAGGAACCACCAGUGAUAAAUGACUGGAAGAUCAUCGCCCCAAGCAGACCAUGCAGGUUCCGGCGAAGCAGUGGUGGAAUCGGUGGUGAACUUCCUUUAUCAAAAAGCAGCCAGGCCCUGGGGGAGGAUUCCCCUUUUAUACUGAAUCUACAGAGCCUGUCUGAGGCAAAUCUGAGCUCAGAAAACCCCAACAUCCAGGUCACUAUUGAAGUGGAUCCAAACUCCCAAGCAGACUUUGAAUUAGAUUUGUCAAAUUCUCGAACAAAUUGGUCUGAUUCCGAUUGGAUAUCAAAACAUGAACUCUUUUGGCCUUUGUUUUGGGAGUACAGUGACAAUUAUGAGGAAGAAGGGUCCACAUCCCAAUACCCCUGGGAAGACAAUGCUGUAGGUGGGUCAGAAGGAGACUGGGAACCAGCAGAACCCACAGAAAACAACUCAAUCUCGGAAGAAACAUAUCUGUAUGAUUAUGGUGAUGAAAAUUGGAGCCCCUGGUCCCCAUGCAGCGCCACUUGUGGUGAUGGGAACCAGAAACGCGUUCGCUCCUGCGGCUAUUCCUGCACUUCCACAGAGUCCCGGGUUUGUAACCUUUCUCCGUGUGCAGGAGAACAAACUACAGAAAAUUGGACUCCAGGAUGGGUAACUGAGAGUGCGGUUCCCUCGUCCCCUCCUGCGCACAUAGACAGCUGUGAACGUUGGCUGUCCUGUAAGAGUGACUUCUUGAGCCAUUACUUGCACCGGGUCCUCACAGAGUUACCCAACUGCCCUUGCUCUUACCCCUCAGAGGCCGUGUACAGUGCGGUCACUCUGCGGGACGAGGCUUUGGCUCGGAACUUUCGCUGGAGAGACGCAAGUGGAGGACGUGAGAGACUGGAUAUUUACAACCCAGGAGCACGGUUUUGUCUCCGCUCUAUGCUCUCUAGAGACAGCAGCAGCCUUGGAGCUCAACACUGCUGCUAUGACGAGAGCCUUCAUUUGCUGACUCGUGGACAGGGUGCUGGGACCCCCAACCUCAUAAGUACAGACUUCUCUCCUGAGCUCCACUACAAGGCUGAUGUGCUACCUUGGAUCUUGUGCAAGGGUGACUGGAGCCGUAUUCACUCCAUUAGACCACCCAACAAUGGCCGUGAGUGUCCAGAAAACCCCUCUGAGAAGGAGUACAUGUCCCAGCUGCAGGAGGCUCGUGAAUACUAGAGCAAUGUGCACCUUUCAGCUGCAGGGACCUGAUCUGUUGGCGUUCAUUCAUUUAUUGUCCUGUAUAUAUUGUAAUGCAUUGUACAGAAAUUGAUACUUAUAGACAGCAGCUCAUAUGCAAGCUGUGCAGUCUGCGUCUUAUAUGCAGAAUGUUAUGUAGAGCAGUAUGUUUCUGAAUGCUGUGUGUUUAAUAAGUACCAGAAUACAGCUGAUAAAUUUCUCAACCUUACAUGCUGGCUCACUAACAUGUGAGGAAGAGACCUACAGAUGUAUUUUUUUAGGAUAUCUGGAAUAACAGAUGUUUUAUCUUACUAGAGCGUCCUUGGUGAAUUAAGGCCAAGCUUUCAGACUAUAAAGCCAUGUAGAGAAUUGCUUCUAAAUAUUAUGGUAUUGUAUACAAGAGCACUAUGUAUUUGUUACAAGCAGUUUGUGUACAGAAAUGUGUAUUUUUUUACUAAGCACUGUGUAUGUAUGUUUGUAUAUACUGUAUGUUUGAGAUUUUGUGUGUGGGUGUAUACAGAAUUUGAAGAUUGUUUUUUGUGUACUUCUUGACUCCUUUUGAUCAUUGAUUUAUUAGGGAAAGACCUUAUGAUCCAAACAUUACAAUUUAUUAGAUCAUGUCAUUUUUUUGUAUGACACUAGUUCACCAUGUUUAAAGGAACCUGAAACAUAUUUUCUUUCAUACAGGUGGUGUGUUCACAAUCCAUUACUCCUGGGAAUUACUCUUAUCUACCACUAGGAGGAGGCAAAGAUUCUCUAACCCCAAGAGCCCUAUAAAAUCCCUCCCACAUACCUCAAUCUUUACUUUGCCUCUGCUGGAGGUGGUUGAAGAAUGAAGAUGUGCAUUUGAUUCAUCAGAGAAGAUGUUUUUUUUCAGUCUUUUGAGGCCUUUUUUCUCUGAGUAUAGUGUGUGUCAGAGGGAUGUAUAUGGGGUAUGGUUUGUGAUUCAUUUUUCACCUCAUGGGAAAUGUUGCACGUUGGCUGGUUUUAAGCACAUUGGGUUAGUGCACAUUCGUUCUCGACUAUACGCAGGUUGGGUUUUUUGAGCGCACGUUAAUUCUCUACGAUGAGCGUUAUAUGUCCUUCAGAUUUUAGUUUUCUGCUUUUUUUUGCAUUUCGGCUUAGAGCACAUUGUACCUAUGAGUUUAUUUAACAAGCUACUUAGGAGGAGGCAAGUAAUUUCCAUUCCUCAAGAGCUUUUUUAAGGGGGUUAUAGUGUUUGUUCCAUUAUAGCAUAUGGCAAAGCAAUGCAAUAGUCUGAUUUUAUCCCUAAAUCCACCCAAGAAACUGAGUUCCCUGAACACCUUUCUACCAUUGUUAAUGCAAUCAGAACAACCUAAUGCUGUUUCUUUGGGUAUUAAUGCACCUUCUGUUUGUUCAUUACAAGAGAAUACCGAAAUUGUUUCACCUAAUGUGCACAAUGUUAUCAAGGCUGCAGUUUCUGAGGCAUUAGCUGCUUUCCUGCCUUCAAACAAGUGUAAAAGGUCAGUUCCGAUUUUACCUUCAACAAGUUCUGUGUACCCUGAAUACAGGGGUACUGUUACGUCUUCAUAUGGUGAAGUUUCCUCUGGUGAUGGGGGAUCUUCAAUUGAUGUUGAACCUGAUCUUGCCUCUUUUUUGUUUUAAAGGGACAGUCAAGUAUAAAUUAAACUUUCAUUAUUCAGAUAGGACUUUUAAUUUUAAUUGACUUUCCAAUUUACUUUUAUCAUCAAAUUUGCUUUUUUCUCUCGGUAUUCUUAGUUUAAACUAAACAUAGGUAGGCUCAUAUGCUAAUUUCUAAGCCUUUGAGGGCUGCCUCUUAUCACAUGAUUUUUAAAUCUCUUUUCAACACAAAGAGACAGAAAGUACAUGUGGGCUAUAUAGAUAACACUGUGUUCAGGCACAGAAAGUUAUUUAAGAUCUAGCACAAUACAAUGCUAAAUUUAAGACAAUAGAUAAUAAACAGUCACAGUCAUGUGAUCAGGGGGCUGGAAGAAGGUUCCUAGAUACAAGGUCAUCACAGAGGUAAAACGUACAUUAAUAUAACUGUGUUGGUUAUGCAAAACUGGGGAAUGAGUAAUAAAGGGAUUAUCUAUCUUUUAAAACAAUAACAAUUCUAUGGUUGACUGUCCCUUUAAAGUUGAACAUAUUCAUUCUUUUUUAAAGGAGGUCUUAAUUACUUUAGGGGUUACAUGUCCUAAAGUUUCUGAUGACAAGCUUUGUAAUACUUUAAAUUCAGUUUUUAAGACUGUUAAUCUCCCUUGGGUUUCCCCUAUUGCUGUUGCUGUCUCUGACAUGAUUUCUAGGGAAUGGUCUAAGCUGGGUAAUGCAUUGAUUCCUUUCUGCAAGGUUUAAAAAGUUAUAUCCUUUACCUGCUGCUAAUAUUGAUUUGUGGGUAAUGGUUCCCAAGGUUUAUGUGGCCAUUUCCACUCUGGCUAAACAUGCUAAUAUUGUUUUGGAAGACGGUAUGCCAAGAUAACAAAGCAAAUUAGAUAAUAGAAGAUGUUAAACACACAGGUAAAACAUUUCUUGGGAUCCACAAGCAUUACAGCUCCUGAGCAGAAGACUAGCAGUAACCAUAUCGGGAGUGGAAGUUUCAUGUACUCGCCAGUGACUGGAAAUGGUACCUGAGCGGAGAUUAACCACAUCUAGGGUCUGUAAUGUGAACAUUACAUGUUAUAACUGACUAGAGCUCCAAUUCUGCAACUUCUCUUUAAGGAAAGAUGUGAACACAAGUCAGAUAAAAAGGCACUUCCUCAGGGUGCUAAAGAUGUAUAUGUGAGCUCUAAAAGGGCCAAAUACUCGCCGUUAUGGGGUGAAAUGUAACAAAAUCUCUUUUUAUUGUAAUGUAGGUGUCAUUCUUUUACAUCAAGAACCUGCAUAAGCAGAUAACUGCUCUAAAGGUAUAAUUUGCCUUUCUGCAAUUCUUUGAAGGACCUCAUUAUACUGCCAAGACUUCUUAAUCAUCUCACUAGACCAGAGAACUUCAUAUCAUAGGCCUGAUCUAAAGGUUUCUGCACAGGAAAGACGGUCUAAAGGUCUCGGGCGAGGCGGUCUGCGCUCGGGCGAGAUGAUCUAAGAAGUCUUGUCAGUAUGAUGAGGUCCCUUUAAAGAAUUUUAGAAACACAAGUUUUAACUAAAGGUGUUUAUCUCACUAUGCAGGGUUCUGUGUGUGAGAGAGAGACUCCCUAUGUUUCAAUAUAAGGUCAAAAAAAAAAUCAAUCCCAAAGCUUUUAUUUCUUUCCAUGGCGGUGGGGUUUUUUUUUUUUUUUUUUUUUUUUUUUUUUUUUUUAAAUCAUCAGACCCUAAGUGAGAUGUUCUUGUUUCUCAUAUCUUACUUUUAAACUAUCAAACUGUUACACAACUAAAUUAUCAUAAGAGUGUUCAUUCACGAUUAGUUUUUAUACACAACUUGGUCUGUUUUUCUUAUUCAAGCAGCAGCUAUUUAAAUUGUUUGAAAGCCAAAAAGCUUUACAUACAAUGUUUUUGACUCCUCUACUAGAAUAGGUGCCUAUGUCAGAUACUAUAAAUAAACUUAAAUCAAAUCUA